Neurospora tetrasperma FGSC 2508 is the source of this 1308-nucleotide messenger RNA. RefSeq lists its product as uncharacterized. The transcript has 3 exons. Lineage: Eukaryota; Fungi; Ascomycota; Sordariomycetes; Sordariales; Sordariaceae. Bases 1 to 1308 code for a protein of 435 amino acids. Gene Ontology annotation, molecular function: oxidoreductase activity; FMN binding. The record is from RefSeq and is a predicted model, not a curated record.
AUGGCUUCCUCCACCUCCGACCUCAAACUCGCCCAACCCCUCACCCUCCCCAAUGGCCUCACCCUCCCCAACCGCCUCGUCAAAGCCGCCAUGGCCGAACAAAUGGGCUUCGGCAACCACCUCCCCAACCCCGAACUCUCCGCCGUCUACGCCACCUGGGCCCGCGGCGACUGGGGCCUGAUCCUCACCGGCAAUGUCCAAGUCGACCACGCGCACAAGGGCGACGCCCACGACAUCAGCCCCAACCACCCCGGCACCACGCCCGAGCAGACCGUUACGGCCUUCAAGGCCUGGGCGGACGCUGCGCGCCUGAACGGACAGUCCAAGACGCCUGUGGUCGUGCAGAUCAACCACCCUGGUCGCCAGAGUCCGAUGGGCGCGGGCACGAGGGGACUGUUGGAGAAGGCGGUGGCGCCCUCGCCGGUGCCGUUGGUGUUGGGAGAGGGAUUCGUGCCUCGCUUGUUGUCGAAAGUGCUCUUCGGCACGCCGCGGGAGUUGACGGUUGCUGAGAUCAAGGAUAUCGUGCAAAAGUUUGCGGUGACUGCGAGGAUCACGGCCGAGGCCGGGUUCAAUGGCGUGGAGAUCCAUGCGGCGCAUGGAUACCUUUUGGCGCAGUUCCUGAGCAAGAAGACGAACAGGCGCGGGGAUGAGUAUGGUGGGUCGGCUGAGAACAGGGCGAGGAUUGUCGGGGAGAUUAUCAAGGAGUGCAGGAGGCAGGUGGCUGAGGCUGUGGGUGAAGAGGAGGCGAAGAAGUUUGUGGUGGGAAUCAAGUUGAACAGUGCGGAUUGGCAGGCGGGACGCGAUGGAAAGGAGGAGGAGACGGAUACGGCGGAGGAGGUGUUGAAGCAGAUUGAGCUUUUCGAGCAGUGGGGGAUCGACUUUGUGGAGGUUAGCGGUGGCAGUUAUGAGGAUCCUCAGAUGGCCAACGGCCCCAAGCCCGAAAAGUCCGAACGCACCAAGGCCCGCGAGGCCUUCUUCCUCGAGUUCGCCAAGAUCAUCCGCACCAAGUUCCCCAAGCUUCCUCUCAUGGUCACCGGUGGCUUCCGCACUCGUCAGGGCAUGGAGGCCGCUUUGGAAGCCGAUGAUUGCGACAUGAUCGGUAUCGGACGCCCGGCCAUCAUCAACCCUUCGCUUCCCGCCAACUUGAUCCUCAACCCGGAGGUGCCGGAUGCGGAUGCCCGCUUGUUCGACAAGAAGAGGGCUGAGCCGCACUGGAUCGUUGAGAAGUUGGGCAUGAAAUCCAUUGUUGGUGCUGGUGCUGAAGUUACGUGGUAUGUGAGCGAGCUCAAGAAGCUGGCCAAGUUUUAG